Molecule: messenger RNA, 702 nt
Organism: Thelazia callipaeda (thelaziosis nematode)
Lineage: Eukaryota; Metazoa; Nematoda; Chromadorea; Rhabditida; Thelaziidae
Source: the annotation of a GenBank genome assembly
AUGGCUAGUACUUCAGCAUCCACAGAUUCGGCAUCAAGUUCCUUACGACUUUCAAGAGAGGCUUUCAUGCAGAAGUUCAAAAUAUUACACCAAAAACGACAAGAAUCACGGAAAUUGAAUUAUGAGCAAGUAGUAGAGGAGGAUCACAGGUCAAAGUUGCCAAAAAAUUAUGAACUGAAAAGGAAACGACAGGAAUGGGAACUGGAAGAGUUGGAAAUGAGAAAAGCUGCCGAAGAACGUGGAGAAGACUAUGAUAGGUUACAGGCACUAAAGGCCCAAGCAAAUUUAGUUGAACGCAAAGAUAUGGCGAAACGAAAAAAGAAUCCCGACAGAGGGUUCAGUGACUAUGAAGCGAUGACCUUACGUCAGUAUCAAAGACUUUCCGGGAAUAUCAAGCCUGAUAUGAAGACAUAUGAAAAAAUGAGAGAAGUUGUUGGUGCAGAUGAAUUUUAUCCUGGAGCAGAUACGCUUAUUUCUGGCACUCAUUAUCCAACAGAUACUGCUUUAAAUAAGUUGGCCGAAGAUAUCAAAGCACAGGAAAAGAAACGCGAUCAAUAUCACCGGAGACGGAUGUUUGAUCCGGAUGCACCUAUUGAUUAUAUUAAUGAAAGGAACCGUAAAUUCAAUCAGAAAUUAGAUCGUUUUUAUGACAAAUAUACAGAAGACCUUAAAAGUGAUCUUGAGAGAGGAACUGCUAUAUAA